Drosophila sechellia is the source of this 1578-nucleotide messenger RNA. Its product is annotated as zinc finger protein 664. NCBI's taxonomy places the organism in Eukaryota, Metazoa, Arthropoda, Insecta, Diptera, Drosophilidae. The record is from RefSeq and is a predicted model, not a curated record. The coding region runs from base 107 to 1258 and encodes 383 amino acids. Gene Ontology annotation, cellular component: nucleus. The transcript is spliced from 2 exons. Gene Ontology annotation, molecular function: zinc ion binding.
AGUACAUCUCUAUUAAGCCAAAGCCAAACAAAGAAGCAAACAAAAGCUUAAUCCAUAGUUUAUUGUUUACCAAAAAAAUGACCUGCAGUUAAACAGCGAUUAAGCAAUGGAGGACCUGUGUCGAAUUUGUGGCGGCUACUCGGAACACUUGCUGGGCAUUUUCGACGAGCAGCUGGAAGAAUAUGUUGACGGAGCCAAGCUCGCUGAGAUGGUGAAGACAUGUGCCGACGUGCAGUUGGAUCCCGACGACGCACUGCCCCAAAAAAUCUGCAUUUCCUGUGUCCACGAUGCACGAACUGCUUACGGAUUCAAGCGGAGAUGCGAGGAGAACUAUAAGAAGUUCUAUUUGGCGAUAUUAAACGGGCAGGUCAUCAAAGACGAGCCCAACGCGGAGGACUUCCUAUUCAUUGAGAACCUUGACAAAGGCAGUCUGGUAGCAAAGAAGAAGCUCAACAAUGAAUUACAAAAAUCACAUCAAACAGCUCCCAGAACAACCAAGUCUUCCACAACUACCAGUAGAGCUGGCAGACAGUUGAGGAGUAUCAAGAAUCAACCUUUCAAAUGCGAGAUAUGCAUCAAAGAGUUCAAGCACCAAAUAAGCCUCCUGCACCACAUGAAGGUUCACAGCAAUUCACACGUAUGCCAAAACUGCGAAGAGCGUUUUCUGUUCAAGGCCGACCUGGAUAACCACCUAUGUUAUCGCAACAGCAAUUCCACCGUCGAGUGCCCGGUAUGCUUGAAAGUCUUUUCAAGCACCCAGAGCCUGGACAGCCACAAAUGCAAGGAUAUGCAGGAGCGUUCGCCCUUUCAGUGCCCCCACUGUCAGCAGGCCUUUACUCGCGAACAAAACCUCAAGGCGCACCUGUUGAUCCACGCGGAAUCGAAACAGGGAAACGGACCCCACAAAUGCUCAUACUGCCAGACGGGAUUCUUCAACAAGUCGGCCCUCAAGGUGCAUAUUCACGCGCACAUGGGCGAGCGGCCGCAUGCCUGUCCGUUCUGUGUGUCCAACUUCCGUUCCAAGCAGGCCCUUAAGGUCCACAUCCGCAUACACACGGGCGAGAAGCCCUACCAAUGCCCCCAAUGCCCCAAGACUUUUUCGGACAACAAUAACCUGGCGAAGCACCGACGACGGCACUCGGAUGAACGGCCCUACAAGUGUUCUAUCUGCCUGCAGGACUUCCGGGAGAAACAUCAUCUGAAGCGACACUUUCUGGGAAAGCAUCGGGAUGGAGAUCAAAAGCCGAAGCUAAAGUGAUGAUGAUAUAUUUAUAUCUCAUUGAAAUAAUGUUUCUAUAGUUCAUAUUGGAAUUUACUUAAAUUAAUAUUUAUAAUUUAUUUAUAUGUGCAUUAAUAUUUUCGUAGAAUUCGAACAGCAAUUUGAAAACCAUUUGGAGUGGCAACACCGUUUUUGUGUAAAUCAAAAUUCGAUGUAGACACGACGAUGUAGACAGCGUUGCCAUUUGGCCGUGAUUUGUUCACGUGGCACCACCAUUUUGAUAAACAAACAAGUUAAUCAACCCUUAAAUGACACCAAAAGAGCAUUGGAAAUAAAACAACAAGUUGUAUGUUUAUAAA